CGCUCCACAGCAGCCAUGACCAUGGGCAAGAUCAUCUUCUAUGAGGACAGGAACUUUCAGGGUCGGUCCUACGAGACCAGCAGUGACUGCGCUGACAUGUCCUCUUACCUAAGCAGGUGCCUCUCUUGCCGGGUGGAGAGUGGCUGCUUCAUGGUCUAUGAUCGCACAAACUACAUGGGCAACCAGUUCUUUGUCAGAAGGGGUGACUACUCUGACUACCAGCGCAUGGGCAUGAGUGACUGCAUCAGGUCUUGCCGAAUGAUUCCUAUGCACAGAGGCCAGUACAAGAUCAGGAUAUUUGAGCGGGAGAACAUGAGCGGCCAGUCCAAUGAGCUGCAGGAGGACUGCGAAAGCAUCACAGACCACCUUCGUAUGAGUGAAUGCCUGUCCUGCACCGUGCUGGAGGGCCACUGGCUGCUGUUUGAGCAGCCCAACUUCAGGGGAAAAAUGAUUUAUCUGAGGCCUGGUGAAUAUAAUAGCUUCAAGGACAUGGGCAUGAGUGGUAUCCAAUUCAUGAGCAUGAGGCGCAUCAUGGAUUCAUGUUCUUAG
Molecule: messenger RNA, 549 nt
Organism: Syngnathoides biaculeatus (alligator pipefish)
Lineage: Eukaryota; Metazoa; Chordata; Actinopteri; Syngnathiformes; Syngnathidae
Product: gamma-crystallin M3-like
Exons: 3
Coding region: 16-549 (177 amino acids)
Biological process (GO): visual perception; lens development in camera-type eye
Molecular function (GO): structural constituent of eye lens
Source: RefSeq, a predicted model, not a curated record